Morus notabilis is the source of this 1356-nucleotide messenger RNA. Its product is annotated as F-box/kelch-repeat protein SKIP6. Gene Ontology annotation, molecular function: protein binding. The record is from RefSeq and is a predicted model, not a curated record. The coding region runs from base 39 to 1217 and encodes 392 amino acids. The transcript has 2 exons. NCBI's taxonomy places the organism in Eukaryota, Viridiplantae, Streptophyta, Magnoliopsida, Rosales, Moraceae.
AAAAAAAAAAAAAAAAAAGCUCAAAAAUCCCUGCUUCAAUGUCCUUCACCGAAUGGCCGCCGACGGAGGUCCUCAUCCCUUCCCUCCCAAACGACGUUGCACUCAACAUUUUGGCACGCGUCCCAAGACAGUUCCACCCCGUCCUCUCGGCGGUGUCGAAGCCCAUCAGGUCCGCCGUCUCCUCCCCACAUUUCUUCACCCUCCGAUCACUCCUCAACGUCACCGAGACCCUCCUCUACCUCAAAGUCCGAGCCUUCCGCGGAAUCUAUGAAUACGACCACUGGUUCGCCGUUCACCGAAACCCUAACCCAACCAACAACAAUCUCCUCAAAUUCGCCCCAGUCCCAAGGAUCCCCAUUGAGAACGAACUGAGGUUUUCUGCCUACGUCGCUGUGGGACCAAAGGUCUACGUAAUCGGCGGAGAAUAUCUGAUCAACUCUGAGAGGGACCGCGAGCCUUCCUCCGACGUGUGGAUCCUUGACUGCCGUUCCCACACGUGGGAGCGCGGCCCGAGCAUGCGGUCGCCGCGCAACUUCCCCUCCGCGGCGGUCGUGGAUGGGAAAAUCUACGCGGUUGGGGGUAGUAGCCGGUCGAGAUUAUGGGCUGAAGUGCUCGAUCCGGCGGUAGGACGCUGGGAGUACAUUCCCUGCCCGCUUGACGGCACUUAUCCAGAGGUUUUCAAGUUCAAAUUGGUUGAUGGAAAUAUCAGCAUCUGGUUAACCUCGAGCUUUGCGUCGGACCCAAAGGGGUUUAGGUUGGAUACAACGACUAAGACGUGGGAAGUUUUUGAAACUGAGUUUUCAUCUAAUACGAAUAUUUGUGUGGUGGAUGGCGUGUCGUAUACCUCUUUCGGUAAUAAUGUAGGGAAGAUUGAAAGAUUUGAUGAGAGAAUUGGGGUGUGGAAAGAGCUCAAGGGUGUUGAGGAAGGGAAGCCCGAGUACGUGUAUGGUGAUGUGCAAACACUUAUCAAUCUGGAUGGAAGAUUGGUUGUGGUUUUUGCAGAGAUGAGAUUUGAGGACACAACUGAUCUGAAAAUGGGAAUGGGAAAAGCCGGGUUAUGGUGUGCCGAAAUCGAUGUGACGGAGAACGGAGAUGGGGAUUGGUGGGGACGAGUUCAUUGGUCGGAGAAGGUCCUUUUGCUUCCGGAAGUGACUUGGGAAACUCCGGACGUGUUUGCGUUUUUCUAUAUAUCGGAGCGUUUGUUAGUUUCUUUAUGAGGACUGGUAAAGCAGUCGAUUCUUGCGUUUAGUAUACGUUCCUGCUAAUUUAUGAGAUAUUUGCAUAGGAAACUGUUGAGGCUUGUGCCCCAAGUCAGAUGGUAAAACAUCAUAUAAUGAUAAAAGCAAUUUUCUAAUU